Mercurialis annua (annual mercury) is the source of this 1893-nucleotide messenger RNA. RefSeq lists its product as uncharacterized. The transcript has a single exon. Lineage: Eukaryota; Viridiplantae; Streptophyta; Magnoliopsida; Malpighiales; Euphorbiaceae. The record is from RefSeq and is a predicted model, not a curated record. Bases 63 to 1745 code for a protein of 560 amino acids.
UGGCAAUCUGUAAAUGUAUUUGUAUUUAUUUUUGUUUGGCUUUGCAAGAUUUCCCAAAAAAAAUGCUGCUAGCUCAACAUCUAUCCUUCUCUAAAACCCUAAACCCUCCAUUUUUCCUUCCCCCUACAACCCCACCUCCUAACAAACCCAUUUCCCCCUCUUUUUUUCGCCACAAUUCCCUCCAAAUCCGCGCAUUGGCCGGGCGGAGCAAGAAACAAUCACCCGAAGGCGGAGGAGGAGGUGGUAGAAUCGAAGGACUUGCCGAACUUCACCAGAGACUGAAGCGCAAUGUCCGCCAGAAAUCUAAAAAACUAGCCGAAUCCUUCUUUUAUCGCUUGAAAAACCCGAACAAGAACUACGCUGAUAACUUGACAGAAGAUGAGCUUAACAUGAUUGGUCUUGGUUAUGACAGGAUGGUGAGAUUUAUGGACAAAGAUGAUCCCAAUCUCAAGCACCCUUAUGAUUGGUACAAGUACGGCGAGUUUGGGCCCUACUCGUGGCGCGGAGUGGUCUUGGGAGACCCGAUUGUGGGGCGGUUUACUGAUGAGAGGGUUACUAUGUAUAGUGAGGUGAAAGAUCAGGAAGAAUGGGAGAAAAUUGAGCAGUUUGAAAUGGAAGUUGAUUUUGGUGAGAGGUUGAAAAAAUUAGAUAAAAUCGUCGGGUUUAAGCAUUAUUGGGUGUUUGUUAGGCACCCGAAAUGGCGGUUGAGCGAACAGCCAUGGGAGCAAUGGACAUUGGUGAGUGAAGUUGUUGUUCAGGCUGGUCAAGAGAGGAUUGAUAAGUGGAAUUUGAUGGGUAGGUUAGGGAAUACAACUAGGAAAUUGAUUACUCAGUGUGCUGCUUGGUUUCGCCCCGAUAUUAUCUAUGUUAAGAGGCCGGUUUAUCAGUGUAGAUUCGAGCCUCAGAUGGAUUUUUUCAGGGGUUUGACUCCGUUGUUGGAUCCGGAAACAGAGAGGGAUUUUAUGUGCGAGUUGAGGAAUGAGGACGAUGGGAGCGUUGAAACGUGUACUUAUUAUGAAGGGUUAUGUAAGAUUGUGAAAGUGAGCAAGAAAGCUUUUGUGGAUGAUGUAGUGAAUGCAUAUGAAAAGUUAAGUGAUGAAAAGAAAUCAAAAUGUUUGGAGUUUUUGUUUAACAAUCAUCCGGUGCUGUUGUUGCAUCCCUAUACUAAGGAGUGGAAGGCUAAAUUGGAGGAAGCGGAAUUGGGUUGCGAUGCACCGGAUGACGAUGACGAGUGUAAGAAGAACGAGGAGGAGUUUGAGGAAUGGAUAGAGGAGGAUAGCCAGGGAGGAGAUGAUGAUGAUGUUGUGGCGGAUAUGGAAGAAGGCGGAGAAGAAGAUGAAAUGGAGUCCGAAGAAGAAGAGGAGGAGGAUGAGAAGUUUUGGGAUGAGAAGUUAAAGAAGGAAAUGAGUAGCGCGGAGAAAAUGGAGAAUUUAGCAAGAUGGAGCGUGGAGAGGACUACGGAAUUAUAUAAGAGGCAGUUGAGCAGAGCGGAAGCGGAGGAAAAGGGGAAAGUGGAAGGAGAUGGAGAUGAGAGUGCACUGAGAGGCGUAAGGGCGAAAGUUGAUCCAGAGGAAUGGAAGAUUGCGGGAAUUGGGAAAUGGAGGAAGAGGGUGAAGAAGAGUAGAAUUCCUCCGGAGUUGUUCCUGAGAGCAGCAGUUAAACCCUUCACUUAUAGGAACCUUGUGAAGGAGAUUGUUUUAACAAGGCAUGCUAUUUUGGAUGGUGAAAUUGGAACCAAAAACUGAACCAUGCCUCUGUUUAUCUGUUAUGGAACAACUAAGUUUUGUUACAUUACCAACAAGCUGGACUAACAGAUUUUGUAGUUCCUUUCCAUGUACCCAAUAGUUCAGUUCAGAUCUUCAUCGUGAAAUGGAGUAUAUAAUUUUGAAAGUA